Anguilla anguilla (European eel) is the source of this 2364-nucleotide messenger RNA. RefSeq names its product transmembrane protein 198-B-like. The transcript has 5 exons. The record is from RefSeq and is a predicted model, not a curated record. Lineage: Eukaryota; Metazoa; Chordata; Actinopteri; Anguilliformes; Anguillidae. Gene Ontology annotation, cellular component: cytoplasmic vesicle; plasma membrane. Gene Ontology annotation, biological process: positive regulation of canonical Wnt signaling pathway. Bases 1072 to 2175 code for a protein of 367 amino acids.
UGGAUGCAGUCGGUUCCCUCUCGGCACAACACAAAAUCCAGUGCUGUAGACAAACCGUACACAAUUCCACAGAAGACACUGAACAUCUCUGAUCCCUAUAGCUGCAAGCCUUCAGCUCCCUCAAAUAUGUCUUCUGUUGAACACAUUUAAGGUACAUAGCUAAUGCUCUAUUCCAGUUUACAGCAUGCUUUUGAUAAACAGAGCCAUUCCAGGGGCUCACACACACACACACACACACACACACACACACACACACACACAGCUUGAUGUCCAAAUAUAUUGCAUAAAGGGCACGUUUAAUGGAGCCGUGAUGUUAAUCCCUGGCGUAUCAUCAUCUCUCCUGGCCAACACGUGCCGCCUUCGCCCGGAUUCAGCCUUAGCCCCUCUUCCGCAUAAUGGUACACUCCGAACCGUGUGAGGUAAUUAACAUCAUCACUCGGGGCUACUGGACUGAGACGCGUGCUCUGACGUCCAUGGCUGUUGGCAGAACAUGCAAGCUGGGAGAACGUGGGCUAUAAAGCAGCCAGCAUUAUUAUCUUAUAUCGAUAUUUAGAACCAGAUUACGAGGUCAGAUAUCGGAUGCCCCGCUAUUUCACCAUGUUUUCAGUCCACAGUCUAUGGCUAGUUAUGACUCAGUAGUUAGAGGACAGUCACCGCUGUGUGAGCGCCAGUACAAUAACAACAGUCAGGAUCUUUUGCUUUGAUGCUUUGCGCUGGAGAAAGCGAGCGGAGAAGCGCGCCAUGCUGAAGCUCUGACUGACUGCACUGUAGGAUGGGGAGCGGGCCGUGCGGAGACGGGCGAUCUCUGAUCCAGCUGGCGGGCGCGGAGGACAUAACUGUCUGCGGUGUGUGGUACCUCUCGGAUGCUGAGUCGUAGCGCGGGUGGAUCACUUUGGAUGGGAAGCACCUCCUAAUCUUCCCAGCCCAGCCCCACCCCACCCUCACCCCACCCUCACCCCGCCCACAUCCCACCCCUGUCCUCAUCUCCCCCACAUCCCACCCCUGUCCUCAUCUCCCCCUUCCCCCUUGCCCCUGCUUCCGAACUCCUGCGCGCCCUUCCGUUCCGUCACCAUGACAACGAUGCUGCAGACGCCGGCCUUCAAGCUGGCCCUUCUCCCGUCUCCCUGGAGCCCUGAGCGCCUGUACAGCUGCGAGGACAAGAUCGAGCGCCGCUAUGACAUCAUCCCCUCCGUCAUCUGCUCCAUGUGCUGCGUCUUCGGCAUCAUCUACUGUUUCUUCGGGUACCGCUGCUUCAAGGCGGUGAUGUUCCUGACGGGCCUGAUGUUCGGCUCCGUCAUCAUCUUCGUGCUGUGCUACAAGGAGCGCGUGAUGGAGACGCAGCUGAGCGUGGAGGCCAGCGCGGGCAUCGGGCUGGGCAUCGGCGUGCUGUGCGGCCUGGUCACCAUGCUGGUGCGCAGCGUGGGCCUCUUCAUGGUGGGCCUGCUGCUGGGCCUGCUGGUGGCGGUGGCCGGGCUGGCGGUGGCGGAGGAGUUCUACCACCCGCGCACGGCGUGGGUGCCGCUGGGCGCGCUGCUGGGCUCGGGCAUGCUCUUCGCCGUGCUGACGCUGCAGUGGCAGCGCUGCUUCACCACGCUCUCCACCGCCGCCUUCGGCGCCGCCGUCAUCGCCGUCACCGUCGACUACUUCGCCGAGAUGCUGCUGGCCGUGCGCUACCUGUACGAGCGCGUGGUGGCCGCCCGCCGCCGCCCCGUCUGCUGGCUCAGCUGGGCCGUCCUGGGCCUGUGGCCCGCCCUCGCCCUGCUCGGCGUCAUCGUCCAGUGGAAGGUGACGGCCGAGGGCUACUCGCACACGGAGGUGAUAAUCAGUCGCCAGCAGCGACGGGUGCAGCUGAUGCGGAUCCGUCAGAAGGAGGAGAGGAGAGAGGGGAGAAAGAAGAAGAAGAAACAGCAGCGGCACCACCACUCCCAGCACACGCACGCCCCCAAGCUGCACCCCGAGCCCACCUACCGCCGAAAACCCACCCCCAUCCGCCGCUACGACGGGGACGUGCUUUCCCCCAGUUACAUCCAGAGUUUUCGGGACAGAGAGGAGGGGCGGCGGUCGUACCCUCCGGGCCGGCUGGUCAGUGGAACCCACACCGUAGUGGACCUGGACUAUGAGUGCGGCUCCACCGUGCCCCUGACCGCCUCAGCAGGGCCCGCCAUGCGGGUGUGAGGCUGCCCCCUGCUGGACCCGCGCAGGUGCUGCAGGCCACUGUGUCGUGUUCGUUGUUAGAGCAACACUGCAGACCUGGCCUUUUCCUCUGCCACGCUUCUCUCCCUCACUGGGUCCACGGCUGGGGUCGCUCGACCGCCCCUCCACAGGACCGCCCCUCCACAGGACACCCUAAAGGAAGCCCCCUAC